AUGGAGAAGCGCAUAAGUAGUGACUUUUGCCUACGCUUUUUGCUCAUUAGUACGCUGGACGUGGGACGUCGACAUGGCGAUAUCCGAUCUGAUCGAGCAAUGUCAUCAUCACGGCGUAAUUUAGUCGUACGCUUCUUAUUGCAGGUCGCUGUGAACGGGGAAAUUUACCCCUCUCUGCUCUGUGAAAAAGACAUCUCCUGCGAGGGUCGGCGUGAGUGUUAA
Plasmopara halstedii is the source of this 222-nucleotide messenger RNA. RefSeq lists its product as uncharacterized. The transcript is spliced from 2 exons. NCBI's taxonomy places the organism in Eukaryota, Oomycota, Peronosporomycetes, Peronosporales, Peronosporaceae. The record is from RefSeq and is a predicted model, not a curated record. Bases 1 to 222 code for a protein of 73 amino acids.